This is a messenger RNA of Manihot esculenta (cassava), 2989 nucleotides long. Its product is annotated as pre-mRNA splicing factor SR-like 1. NCBI's taxonomy places the organism in Eukaryota, Viridiplantae, Streptophyta, Magnoliopsida, Malpighiales, Euphorbiaceae. Bases 1729 to 2682 code for a protein of 317 amino acids. Gene Ontology annotation, cellular component: precatalytic spliceosome. The transcript has 4 exons. The record is from RefSeq and is a predicted model, not a curated record.
GCCCUACUUCAAUUUCUAGUUGUUAGUGAUUUCAUUGGGUGGAGAAUCAAUAUUGGUUGAUAUUUGUUAAUAGUAUAAUUUAAUAUGUUCUUGUAUGGUGAACAUUUAUUUAAUAUUCCAAAGAGUCUUGGCAUGUGGAACGUGAACAUUUUCCAGAUGCUGUUCCUGUGAUUUUCUUAAUUGGCCUCAGAUUAGCACAUACCUUUAAGUUUCAAAGUUGUUUUCUCCACUCUUUAGUUAUUUCUUUAAUACUGACAAUUUUUUGUUAAAUUUUUUGUUGCAAUUAUCGUUGCCUAACAAUUAUUUGACAUAAAUGUUUGUAAUCUAUACAGAUACAAAAGAAAUUUCUUGUCUUUUCUUAAUUUAUCUGCAUCUAAUAUCCCCUGAGAAUGCAAAAUGGAAACUAACAUUAACUAUAAAGCAUCUUUCAUAUUUUAGAGUGGAAGCAAAAUUACAUUUACUUGGACUUGUUUGAUGUGGGUUGCAAACUGCUUUUGUGUUUUCAUUUUUGAUAAUUAUGGUACAUGGCAAGUAAACAUUUUGUUGAAUAAACUUCUCACUUUUCUUUACUUUUUGUUGUUGCUUGUACGCUUUCUCUGGUUUGUGCAUUGUAAAUUUGGGAUUCCAACCACCAGUUCAUGGUUCAAGUUUCAAUAGUUUGUCUCUUUUUCUUUUUGAUUGUGUUCAUGUUUCUUCAACUACUGGUUUUCUCUUUGACUUUUUUCCCUUCUGCCCCUAAUUUUUUUUGCAAGUAAAAGGGAAGGUUCCGCUGCUGUUUAUUAUGACCAAGUUUUUUUUGUUAUUAAAUGUUUCCAUGUUGACAAUAUUUUCUAUGUUAUUCAAGUCAAUAAGCUAAUAAUUUGACACCAGUAAUUAUGUAUACAUCAAUUUUUCAGUAUUCUUGUGAUUACUAUUAUGGUCUUUGUGGGUAUUCUGUGUUUUGUGCUAGUACUUAUGCUUGACUUCAAUUACAUAAAUAGAAUAAAAGUUUUCAAUGGGACUUUCCACUCUUAUUUGUUCAAUGAUCUGUAUUUAUGGCAUGAGUCAUAUUCUUAUGAAUUUGCUGCAAUUUGAAUGACACUUUUAUCAUAUUUGUUGAUUUGCCGGAGUGUGAACUAUUCAAAACUGAAGAGGUUGUUUGCUAACGAGAUUCUACAAAACAAGUUUGAGGUGUCCUUGUUUCUUUGAGUUGCUAGGACUUUCAAACUCCCACCUAACACUGCCUUUGCUUUCCCGAGCAGAUAUACGGAAAACCAAGGUUUGAGGUGUCUCAUUUUUUGAUUCACUCCUAGAUUUAGUCUGAUAUUCUUUUCUCUGGGAAUAUGUAAACAACAGAACCAGUAUACAUCCCUUGUGCAUCUCCCAGGUCCUGUCAUUGCACUGUUUCAGUUCUUUGAAGCUAAGGAUAAGUAUUUUGUAUUUUGUUGACAUCAAAGUUUUAGAGGUUCAAUUUUUAACUAACUGCAUGUACAUUUUUUUCCUUUUCCCUUUAUCCCAUUUGAGCAGUAACUUGUGCUUGAUUUGUGCUAUUUACUUGUUAUUGUAGGCUGAGUUACAGAAUUUUAAUAUUAAGCAUGUGACACAGUUUGAUGCCCUGAAGUUUGAUUGCAGGUUGGAUUUCUCUAUUUGAGAUAUGCUGCUGAUCCAAAGACUUUAUGGAAUUGGUUUGAACCAUAUAUUAAAGAUGAUGAGGAAUUCUCUCCGGGUUCUAAUGGACGGAAGUGUACGAUGGGUGUAUAUGUGCGUGACUUGCUUCUUGGACAGUACUACUUUGAUACCCUUUUUCCCCGCAUUCCAGUUCCUGUACUGCGGCAGAUUGUGUCUAAUCUUGAGAAGGUGAAGCUUCCCACCAAACCUUCUGGUGCAACAGGGGAUUCCGUUCGCCAUGGAUCUGAUGACACUGCACGGCGACCGCCAUCUGUGAAGGCUGCUCUUUCAGUCUCAUUUGGUCAGCGUGCUCCUCAUCGCGCAUCAACCAGGGACUCAUCACCUGUUCGUCGCACAUUACCUCCACCCUCUUAUGAUAGAAUUAGUGAUGACCCUAGAAGAUCACCCAGUAGUCGUCGCAGCCAGAGUCGUGAAUAUUCUGAUAAAGAAUAUUCAGACAGGGACAGAGAUCGGGAUCGGGAUUUGGACCGUGAAAAAGACCGAGAUAGGGAACGUGAUCGGGAUAGGGAAAGAGAUAGGGAACGUGAACGGGAUUUGGACCGUGAAAGAGAUCGAGAGAGGGACCGUGAUCGGGAGAGGGAACGGGAAAGAGAUCGGUACAGGGACCUUGACCGAGAUCGGGGUCGAGACAGGGACAGAGAGCGAAAAUAUGAUUAUGAUCGUAGGUCCAGGUAUUCUGAGAGAGAAAGCAGAAGGGACUAUGAAAGGAGUAGUCGUGAAGGAAGUAGGCACCAUAGAGAAAGCAGCUCUCGCAGAAGUCACAGCCGAAGCAGGAGUCGCAGCCGAAGCAGAAGCCGAAGUUUGCAAACUGGUGUGGCAUCAUUUGAUCGUCUUUCUAGUCCAUAUAAGGAUGUAAGCAAGGAGAAGACGUCUGCAUCUAGCAAUUUGGCAAAGCUCAAGGAUUUGUAUGGUGACUUAGGUGAUCAGAAAGGGGAUGCUGCUCUGGAAAGAGUACCUCGAAGGGAUAAUGGUGGUGAAGAGGUUAUUAGGCUUGGUGGUUCUACUUGGAAAUAGUUAUACAAUAGAUGAUUGUGCACUUCAGUCAGAUGUAUCAUUUGGGUUUUCAAGCUGACUAACUUAAUGGUUCAAAUAAAAAAAAACAAUCACUUUCAUGAGCUUUUUAUUCUCUGUAGGCAUAGUAACAUAUGAAUGCUGGAUGAUAUUGAUACUGUCACGUGCAAUUUGCCAUUUCCAUCCCUUACAUUCUGUUUAAUGCUUCAUGGAAGACAACUAUUGUAGAGAACUUCAGACAUGUUGCUAGUCUAGUGGUUGUGUUGAGAGAUUCCUAUUUGGUCAUUCUUAAUCUAUUUAUUUUUCUUUC